GUCUUCAAACUGUCAUGGCGAACAAAAAAUGGGUAUUCUGUGGAUUUUCUAGAGCGGCUUAACCAGUGUGCAAAUUCUUCUCCGUCCGUUGCACACUCUGCUUCAAUUUACGUGAAUUUCUUAUCGUUCAUGUAAUGGCGGAAAGUAACAACUUUACUUGCAGUGGUAAAUUGUGGAAAUUUCUCCUGUUUUUAAGUGUAGUAUGUAUUUUCCUUUUACUGAAGUUUGACGGCCAGAAGAGAAAAUCUUUUAGAGGUCCAGAAAUUAAAAAUGUUCUUUAUUCCAGUGAAGGGUAAGUUCCUAUCUUGUUUACUUCUCAUUCUUAAGUAUGGUUUACCCCGUUAACUCUCAAGAUCUGAUUGUUAAUUCUCCCCUCCAUCUGUUACACAUUUCCUUGCUAAUUAGUUGCGAGAAUUUGGUGCCAUACCAUGAUAAUAGACCUGAUAAGUUUGAGUAUUCUCACUACCUGUUUGCUGGAUAAAGUAUGGAUAUUAUAGGGAGGAGUUAUAUUUUAAUCACUUCUGGGAAUUAAAAAGUCAAUGACAUAAACAUCAUAAUUGUUGUGAGGAAACGUGACUUUACAUUAUAUUAAGGGAGAAGACGUGACGUUCGUGAUGUGUUGAGAUGCGCUAUUCCUGUAUUCCACAAAUCAAUAGUACUACAGUACAUCUACUGAAAACUAGGCUUUCCAUGCGGUCAAACCAAUGACUGAGCAGAAUUAAAACAAUAGAUUUAAAAAUUUUCAAAUCAAGCCAAUCAAAUAUUGGAACAAUCAAAGAAAUCUAUUUUGGAGACGUUUUGGUGUUCUUGGCUUCUUUAUUAAGCAUAUGUCUUUUUACUUCAACGGAGGAUCACGCGACAGGCCAGACCCUGCGGUGGGGGGGAAAUUUGAGAGUUGUACUUAUUGUAUUCACGACUUUUUUUUUUUUUCCUUUUUUGAUAUCAGGACGGAAGAAACUAGAGGAAAAACAUCAACUAAACCAUCAACUAAAACAACAAUAACAGCAAAAGAAACAACCACAACACAAGUAGCAGCUACAACGGAAAUUACCACUUUAAUUACCCCAUCGACCACACCUAUAUCGAGUGAAAAAGUCACUGAAGAAACGAAAUGUUCCCCAGAACAGUACAUUCUUUUUCUCAAAACACACAAAGCAGGUUCAAGUACAAUGUCGAACAUCUUCUUUCGUUAUGGCGAUUCUCGAGAUUUGUCUUUUGUUCUUGGCUCAGACACUCUAAUUGGAUGGCCGACGCGUUUCCGUAUUGGACAAGCUCUCGCUUUCGAUGGAACCCGGCCGAAUUUUCUUUGCAGUCACACAAGAUUCAAUAAGAAAGCCAUGAACCAUUUGUUUCCAAAAGACGCCAGCAAAUAUGUGACAAUCGUCAGAAACCCCGUCAAACAGUUCGAGUCAGCUUUUAACUACAUGGAAAUCGGAAGAAAAUUUGGCUUUGGGACAAACCCAACGGAAGCACUGAAAGCGUUUCUGAAGAAUGGGAUAAGUUUCAAUGACAUAAGAAAAUCAACUUUAGCCAGAAAUCCACAAAUGUUUGAUCUAGGUUUGGACUUCAAGUUUUAUCAGGAUGCCAAAGCCAUUAAAGAGUACAUUGAAUUCCUGGAAAAGGAGUUUGAUUUGGUUUUAAUCUCAGACUAUUUCGACGAGUCUGUGGUUCUUAUGAAGCGAUUACUUUGCUGGGAAUUGGACGAUGUACUUUAUGCUAAAAGCAAUGAAAGACUUGACAAAGAUAAAGCUCCGGAACUGUCAGAUGAUACAAAAGAGAACAUCAAACGUUGGAACAAAGCCGACGUGUUGAUGUACGAACACUUUAACCAGACUCUUUGGCGAAGAAUCGAAAGGGAAGGAAAAGACUUUUACGAUGAUCUUACGAACUUUCGUCGAAUGAAACAAGAACUUAAAACUAAAUGUUUUUCAGACAAACCAAGUAGGCAGUUAAUAUAUGGAAACAAGUAUGCUAAAGGAUUUACUUUGAAGUCGGAUUUGCCUUCUGAUCUACAACAAAAAUGCGGAAGAAUGACACGGACUGAAAAUAACUAUUUGGCAUAUUUAAGGAACAAGCGAGCAGCAAAAUUAGUCGGUAUUUACCGCGCAGCACCAAAUGAGGAUGAUAAAGAAAAAGUUAGUUGGGACGCAGCGAGCGAUUAUAAAUACGUUCCUGUAAAAAAAACCCGAUGACCACCUUGAUAACCCAGGGCGUGGUUAUAAUAUGUUUACGUUCAUGGAAAUCAGCCCUCCUAGCCACGCUUUUGAGUGAAAUUUGAUCGUUUUUAGUAGUCGAAACCGGAGAGGAUAAAUUACUGGAAUUUAAAAGAAUAUCAAGAAAACCUGACAUUUGUAAGAGAUCUCUUUCGUUUUCUUUUUGGAUUCAAGAUAUCUGCGUUUUAUACCAAAAAAAUUAUAAAGCUAAUUUGCCUUUAAAGUGUGAAAAAAUUGCUAGCAUUUAUAAUAGUGUGAGAGUCAAUGAGAAGAUGGGUUGAUCUUGAUAGAGAUUAAGAGAACCUUUAUAACGGGAUUAUUUUAAAUGAGCACAGCUGUAUAAAAUGAC
Messenger RNA from Pocillopora meandrina, 2562 nucleotides. Lineage: Eukaryota; Metazoa; Cnidaria; Anthozoa; Scleractinia; Pocilloporidae. The record is from the annotation of a GenBank genome assembly.